UUUCUAUAUCGUAAAAAAUUCCUGAAAAAAAUAAUGUCGCUUUUGGUUUUAAUUUAAGGUUAGGCUUAGCAGUGUGGUUAAGGUGAGGGUUAAAAUCAAACGUUAAAAAGAUAAAUAGUAGAAAUAGGCGGGGUUUAUGACUUUGUGGCUGUUAUAACUAUACGACCAAAAUAGAAGCCACUUUCUUGUUCGUCUUUUCACUGACAGACCGAGGCUACCGGUUUGUUUCAAUUCACGCUUUGGGGCUUGAAUAAUUUCAUACGGAGAUACGCGCUAACACUGCAGCAUCAAGAUGUCGUACAUGCUACCUCAUCUCCACAACGGCUGGCAGGUCGACCAAGCCAUUCUAUCCGAGGAGGACAGAGCCCUGGUUAUUAGGUUUGGACACGAUUGGGACCCAACAUGUAUGAAAAUGGACGAGGUGUUGUACAGCAUAGCUGAAAAGGUGAAAAAUUUUGCAGUCAUCUAUUUGGUGGACAUCACAGAGGUGCCGGACUUCAACAAGAUGUACGAGCUGUAUGACCCUUGCACUGUCAUGUUCUUCUUCAGGAACAAGCACAUCAUGAUAGAUCUGGGGACCGGUAACAACAACAAGAUCAACUGGACCAUGGAGGACAAGCAGGAGAUGAUUGACAUUGUUGAGACCGUUUACCGAGGAGCGAGAAAGGGACGAGGUCUGGUCGUAUCUCCGAAGGACUACUCCACAAAAUACAGAUACUGAUUGGUUCUUAAAAUUGCUUUGUGUGAUGACCAAUGGGAGCGAAUCUGUCUUUUCAAUAUUAGACUUUAUGAACAGCUGGACUACAGACAGGCUCUCUUUUUAUGUUACUGACAAGUCACCUUUUUUCCAUCGCAGUUAUUAAAACCAGUUAACCAGUUAUCACAGCCUGUAUUCUCAGACCCAGAAUAAGGCUAGUCCUCGAUUUUAAAAAUAAAUAAAUCAUUCACAAUUAA
Molecule: messenger RNA, 954 nt
Organism: Oncorhynchus nerka (sockeye salmon)
Lineage: Eukaryota; Metazoa; Chordata; Actinopteri; Salmoniformes; Salmonidae
Product: thioredoxin-like protein 4A
Exons: 4
Coding region: 293-721 (142 amino acids)
Biological process (GO): mRNA splicing, via spliceosome
Cellular component (GO): U4/U6 x U5 tri-snRNP complex; U5 snRNP; spliceosomal complex
Source: RefSeq, a predicted model, not a curated record